CAUCUCCAGAACAUUGUGCAUACUACAUCAAGAAAUGGAAUUUCGAAUCCAAAUAAAGAAAUCCAAUCCUUCGAUAAAGGUUUGAGUUUUAUAGCACUGUAUUCGCAAAAGGGCUCGUUUAGUAAAUCUUUGGUGUCAUACUGUUACACUGCAAUAACGAUCUCCUUGUAAUUCCAAUCUCACAAUUGUAUUUUGAAUUCGUUUUUCAAUCUUCACUUGUUGAUCAACGCGUCCGAUAAAUUCAACAACGAACAACAUCCGUUUGAUUUCAUGUUAGUGUAGUAAUUCAGAUAUUUCAAAUAUGGCUCCCAAAACUCGUAAAACUGUCCAGAAAGUGAAACCCGCUCCUGUGGAAGAAGUUCCCCACCCGAGAGUACGUAAGGUCUCAGCUAAGGUGUUGGAAAGUAUGACAGAUGUAUCAGCAUCAACUCCCUCAAUGAAGAAAAAGAACCCCAGCUCACCAUCAACUUCAAAAAGAUCAUCUUCAUCUUCGUCAGCAGCAGUUUCGGCAUUAAGCAAGAAAUUGAAGGCUUCCAACCCCAUAAUAACAGAGCAGGACAUUGUUUCUGCUGAAAACGGCCAGGAACUUAUAGAGCUCAUAAACGGACUAGUGAACACCAAACAGGACGAGACGUUCGCCAAAUACAAAUCCAAGGUUCAGAACCAGCUAAAUAAUGACCACCAAGUAAUACAAGAGUUGAAUGCCGAUUUGCUCCAGCGCCAGGAAACCAUCAACGGCUUGCUCCAAGAGAUAAAGCAGCUCAAGAACGAGGUUAGAACAUAUUCCUCAUCUAAUUCGGCAAGUAUGACGGUCGACGGCUCUCUUGAUGAAAGCAAGGAGUUUGUCUAUGAAUCUCCCAUCAGAAAGAAGAUCAACAAGAAAAUCAAGAACAGCGAUACAUUGAUUAGCCAGGACCAACUAUCCAAAGAACUAGAAAAUAUAGGUUUCACUUUAGACAUGUUGGAACUUUUAACUGGUUUGAGAAUUGUCAACUUCGAAGAAGAUGAGUCCAAGUAUUUCUUUGAUGUAAAACAGUCUGGUUCGAAUGGCCAAGAUGAAAUCUACAUCAACUACCAACUUGUAAUCUCAAAGUCGUUUGCAACUACUGCUGAGAUCAACUACAUCCCUACGUUCUUGGAAGCAUUGGAAAAUGAUGACGAGGACCAGGAACAGGUCGAUAACGCUAACCUCUUGAAGGAAAUCCUUCCGGACUACUUGUGUGAGAACUUGUCGUUCCCCUACGAUACCUUGUCACAGUUCUACAGUAAAGUCAACCGAGCGGUCAACAAGAGGACCAAAUGAGAGUAUGUACAAUAAUUUCUCUAUAAAUACACUAAUGUACACCAGUUAUAGU
This is a messenger RNA of Scheffersomyces stipitis CBS 6054, 1355 nucleotides long. RefSeq lists its product as uncharacterized. The record is from RefSeq and is a predicted model, not a curated record. Gene Ontology annotation, cellular component: mitotic spindle; monopolin complex; nucleolus. The coding region runs from base 302 to 1303 and encodes 333 amino acids. Gene Ontology annotation, biological process: meiotic sister chromatid segregation; attachment of mitotic spindle microtubules to kinetochore; homologous chromosome segregation. The transcript has a single exon. Lineage: Eukaryota; Fungi; Ascomycota; Pichiomycetes; Serinales; Debaryomycetaceae. Gene Ontology annotation, molecular function: protein binding; microtubule site clamp.